Chanos chanos (milkfish) is the source of this 1194-nucleotide messenger RNA. Its product is annotated as interferon-inducible GTPase 5-like. The transcript is spliced from 2 exons. Lineage: Eukaryota; Metazoa; Chordata; Actinopteri; Gonorynchiformes; Chanidae. The record is from RefSeq and is a predicted model, not a curated record. The coding region runs from base 1 to 1194 and encodes 397 amino acids. Gene Ontology annotation, cellular component: membrane. Gene Ontology annotation, molecular function: GTP binding.
AUGGCUGAAACAGCGAACAAGAAAAUCGAUCAGGCUGAGCUACAGAAGAUGAAAAGAGAACUGGAGGGCAAGAAUCUGCCAGAAGCAGUUCAAAAGAUUAAAAAUCUCUUAGAAGAGCAAGAUCAUGUGGAGUUGAACAUUGCUGUUACUGGGGAGUCAGGCUCUGGUAAAUCCUCAUUCAUCAAUGCCUUCCGAGGAAUAGGUGAUGACGAGGAAAAUUCUGCCAAAACUGGAGUUGUUGAGACUACAAUGGAGCCAAAAGCUUACCCACAUCCCAAAUACACAAAUGUAAAAUUAUGGGAUCUGCCUGGGAUAGGAACAGAAAACUUCAAAGCUAGUCAAUACCUUGAAACAGUUGGUUUUCAGAAAUAUGAUUUUUUUAUCAUUGUUGCUUCGGCCCGAUUCAGAGAGUGCCACGCUCAGCUGGCCUCUGAAAUGAUAAAAAUGAAGAAGAAGUUUUAUUUUGUCCGCAGCCAGAUUGAUAACAGCAUCAAAUGUGAAAAAAGAAAGAAGGGAUUCGACCAGAACAAGACGUUGAACGACAUCAGGGCUGAUUGUCAAAAAGGACUCCAGAAAUUUGCUUUAAGCUCCACUCAUAUCUUUUUGAUCUCUUCCUUUGAACCAGAGCUCUAUGAUUUUGGCCAUCUCCAGGAGACCUUGGCAAGUGAGCUCUCUGAGCAAAAGAGACAUGUGCUCAUGCUAGCACUGCCAAAUGUAACAAGUGGGAUCAUUGAAAAGAAGAAGGAAGAACUGGAGGCUAACAUAUGGAAGGUGGCUCUCCUAUCUGCUGGUGCAGCUGCUGUUCCAGUCCCUGGUCUCUCAAUUGCAGUGGAUGUUGGUAUCUUGGUGAAGGAGAUCGAAAGAUACACCACAGCUUUCAGUUUUGAUGAGGAGUCACUAAAAAGAGCUUCUGCCAGAUCAGGGAGGAGCUUGGAGGAGAUCAGGGAGGUGCUGAAAUCUCCUCUGAUGAAAGGCAUGAGCAUACACGCAUUAGUCAUGAUGCUGCUAGGUUCUGCUGUGUUAGUUGCAGAGGAAACUGCUGAGAGAGUUCUCAGCUUCAUCCCCAUCCUGGGAUCUUUGGCAGCUGGAACAUUAUCCUUUGUCACAGUUAGACACAUGUUGCAGAAGUGCCUCAAUGAAAUGGCUGAGGAUGCCGAAACAUUGCUCAAGAUGACAUUUGAGACCGCAGUUUGA